ACAAACCUCCGCCGAGCAGGAGAAGCAGGACUCCUCCCCAGGUCUCCGUGUGGAGCAGCAGGUGCGCAGACUCACACUCGGCCUCCAUCAGUCUGGAUUCAACGGGCGCAGCUCAAAGUCCUGUCAGGAGGUAACAGAGGGAGGAGGAGGAGAAGUAGCUGACACAGAGGAGAGAGCCAUGCUGUCCCUGAGCUGUGCCGACCCGUGGGCCGAAGGCUCCGUGGGUCUGGAGGAGGAGGUGGUGACUGCGGCGGCUCAGGCUGAGGAGCGGGACGGAGUCAGCGGCACCGACAGCAGCAGCUGCUCCGUCAGUCUGGACGACAGCCUGACCAGCCUGCAGUGGCUGCAGGAGUUCUCCAUCCUCGGCACCAACGUGCCGCAUCACACGCACCACCAGCACCACCUGUUCGGCCACCAGCAGCUGGGCUCUGACGCGCCAGCCUCCCCCCUGGCCGGGGAUCCCGCCUCCAUCGGGAUGCCGCUGACCCCGGGGAAGCCCACGGCGGCGGCCUACAGCAGGAUGCAGCCACUGCCCGGCAUCGUGGCGCACGGACACUGUCCGGACGACGUGGACUACAAAACCAACGCGCACAUCAAGCCACCGUAUUCCUACGCCACCCUCAUCUGCAUGGCCAUGCAGGCCAGCAAGAAGAGCAAGAUCACGCUGUCCUGCAUCUACAAAUGGAUCACCGACAACUUCUGCUACUACCGCCAUGCUGACCCCACCUGGCAGAACUCGAUCCGACACAACCUCUCGCUCAACAAGUGCUUCAUCAAGGUGCCGCGGCAGAAGGAUGAGCCUGGGAAGGGGGGUUUCUGGAAGAUUGACCCGCAGUAUGCUGAGCGCCUCCUGAGUGGUGCCUACAAGAAGAGACGAAUGCCGCCCGUCCAGAUCAACCCGGCCCUGCGGAACAGACUCGGGGUGAACAUGCAGCCUCAGCCCAGAGGGCAGAUCGGGCUUUGCGUCAACCCAGAGUCCCAAAGGCUUCUUCGAGAGUUCGAAGAGGCAACGGGGGCUGAUCAGAAUUGGGACCCCCAUCUGGCUGAGGGGACCAUGCUGGGGUCCUGGCCAGUGGUCAGGGGAAGGAGUGGGCUCAAGAGGAAGCAGGGCUCUAGAAAUGGUGCUGCCAAAGCCCCCCGUCGGUCCAGCUCCCCUCUGCUCUCCAUGGAUGAACAGAAGGAGAUUGGACCUCUGAAGGGAGACUUCGACUGGGACGCCCUUCUGGAUUCUGCCCUCAGCGGGGAGCUCACUUUGGAAGGUGGUGAGCCUCUGAGCCCCAUCAUGAAAGAGGAGGACCUAACAGUGCGGGGAACCCACAUUUCUCCUGUUGAAGCCCCUGCAGGCUCAGCAGAGGCAGAGAGGAGUAACAACAUGUCUGACUUUGAUGAGGAGACCUUCCUUGCCACAGCCUUCCUGGAGAACCCCUGGCCAGAAGAGGAGGCGGAUCAUGGCCGCAGUGAUUUCCUCUGUAGCUCCACCGUCAACUUAGACCAGCUGUUUGGGCUCGAGGACCCAUUAGGUGGGGACCCCAGCAGCAGGAUGGACACCCUCCUUUAAGGAAUAAUUUCCAGGUCGUCUUACAAACUAAGAACGCUUCUCAACACAACCUGGGAAUAAAAUACUCUUUUUUUAUCCUCAUGCAAGCUUAACCGUCCUUUUCAAGAUGUUUAAAGUAUUUUUAGAGAAACAUUUUUACGCAGGUUCAAUGCUGGAAAUAAACACUCAAUGCCUACCGAACAAUGAUGCCACAAUGUACAGCAGCAGUUCAUAUUCCACAGAGAAACUACACUGAAUGUUUUUUUCCUUUUUUUUGUGAAAUGACAGUUUUCAGAGUGAAGGCCUGGACACACCAGAAGGCAGCACGGUAAUUUUAGCGUCAUGUUUCCCUUCGUGUGUUUGUGAGAACACGGGGCCAGGGGUGGACGGUGUUCCUGCUAAACGAGUUUCACAUAAUGAUGUAAACAUUUGUUUAAACUACAUUUCUAGCGGUCAUUAACCCUCACAAGCACUGAUUGCUGCCAUUCAGUAAGCUUCCAGAAGUUGGCCAAUCAUUGAGCUGUUAGGGAGGGUGUAGUUUAAAGAUGCUGGAGCUAAAUGCAAGUAGACUUUAUUUCUAGUCUAAUGUCCAUUCAAACUGAUUCAGACGUUUAUGUUCUUACAUAGAGCUCCUACAGAUAAUGCUAAUAAGUUAGCCAGUCACUAGUCCGCUCAAUCAUAACAGGAAGAUGAGAACCCCCAAAAUAAACUCUCUCAAAACUACACAAAAACACUGACAGUUCGUUAUGUUUUAUACUCGGUUUACCACUACGGAAAAGUGUGGAUUUGGCUGCAUGUGGUCUCUGGCAGUUGAUAUUGUGAAAUUACUUAGAAUAGGAACACAAUGCCACACCACAACCUUGUUGUGCUUGCUUUGGUUGCUAGCAGGUUGCUCUUCCCACCAGCAGUUUGCAUGGAACUUGUCUGCAAACACACGUCAACUACUCACCAAGCGGUAAUGAAACUGUGAGAAGUGCGACGCUAACUGGAAUCAGAGGCCGUAUGGCUUUUCAUUUUGGCGAUAAAGCACAACUUUUAUUUUAUACAAUCCACCGGCAACCAAAACCACUCCAUCUGAUCAGAGAGGUCCACAUUUUCUUUCAGAAAUAAACAGCUAACAGCAUGAAUCCACCAAUCGGCACAAUUUUAUUGGAAUAAAUUGAUCUCUGGUGUGACCAGGCCUUACAGACGACACAACAUGGUCUCUGUUUACAUCACGAAAGUGUUUUAUUGUGAAAAAGGAGAUCAUGUUGCCUGAAAGAUAUUUUCAGUGAACAGUUGAUCAACUAAGACUUUUUUUUAAUUGUUAAAGUGGAAUCAGGAGUAAUGCUACGACAGACUGAUGAUGAGAUUUUUGCCAAAUUAUGUUCUGUGUAGAUGUGAUUUACUCAUUUAGUUUUCUUGUCUUUUUUUGGCGUGGGAUUUUUUUGGUACUAACUCUUUAUUUUCAGAAUGAACUAGCACAACUUUAACAAAUUAUUCAUGUUAGCUUAACUUUUUCCAGAAAAACAGACUGACAUAUAUGGCUUGUAGAAGUAACGGCUUUCUUUCUUCCUUCCUGUGACUUUGUAGCCGGUAGAUAUAAAGAAACGCAGCAGAGGACGCAUCACAGCUUCGCGGUGUAAAAGUUAAAAUAAACACAAAGCAGCCUGAGGCAAAAUUCUCCAACAAAGAAUCAUUAGGAGCUUAAAAUGCACAGUUUAAAGAGGCCACGGUGGCUUGUAAAUGAAUACCUGACCUUCUAUGUGCCAAGAACAACACUUGGGACUCGACGGGGCGGCCGUGCGCGUUUUACUGCAAUGAGGAAAUGUUUUUGUGUUGGUGUGCGAUAAAGUUGGGGACUGCUGGACGUGAACAAAAGAGCUCGCUGGAUUCAGACUAAACCAAAUCACGCUGCAUAAGGACGGGGACAGUCUUUAACUGCUGAGAUGCAGUAACUGUUCUCUAAACAUGUGUGAAAGUGCAAUCAUUGUACAGUGAUAUUUGUUAUAUGUUACAGUCAUUUGUUGGAGUCCAUUCAUGCUGUUUACUUCAGAGAGACCAGGUUCACUGUUUUGUGUAUUCGGAGGUGUGAAUACACUCGAGGGACUCUCAGUAAAACCAGCUAUGGUUGUGUUUUAGCUCGUCUCAAUCAAAUAACACUUUAAACCACAAUAAUGGGAUCUUACCUCAUGAUUGGUUCUAUGCUGAUGUUUAAACGCUCAUGUAUUCUUCUACCUUUUUGUUUUUAUUUUAUUUUUCAACUUUUCUUUGACAAUAAAAAAUGUUUUACUGCA
This is a messenger RNA of Maylandia zebra (zebra mbuna), 3813 nucleotides long. RefSeq names its product forkhead box J1a (gene foxj1a). NCBI's taxonomy places the organism in Eukaryota, Metazoa, Chordata, Actinopteri, Cichliformes, Cichlidae. Gene Ontology annotation, biological process: regulation of transcription by RNA polymerase II. The record is from RefSeq and is a predicted model, not a curated record. Gene Ontology annotation, cellular component: nucleus. Gene Ontology annotation, molecular function: RNA polymerase II cis-regulatory region sequence-specific DNA binding; DNA-binding transcription factor activity, RNA polymerase II-specific.